Loxodonta africana (African savanna elephant) is the source of this 5000-nucleotide messenger RNA. RefSeq names its product laeverin (gene LVRN). The transcript is spliced from 20 exons. Lineage: Eukaryota; Metazoa; Chordata; Mammalia; Proboscidea; Elephantidae. Gene Ontology annotation, molecular function: peptide binding; zinc ion binding; metalloaminopeptidase activity. Gene Ontology annotation, biological process: proteolysis; peptide catabolic process. The record is from RefSeq and is a predicted model, not a curated record. Bases 48 to 3044 code for a protein of 998 amino acids. Gene Ontology annotation, cellular component: cytoplasm.
UUUAGGGUCUGAGCCAUCGCCGCUGUCGGUAGGCUCCCACCUCUUCCAUGCCCCAAGCCCGGGCAAUGAGGCCCUCUUCCAGCUCCGGCUUUUAUGUGAGCCGUACGGUGGCCGCGCUGCUGGUGGGACUGGCUGCCGCGCUUCUGCUGGCGCUGGCCUUGUUCGCCGCCCUGUACGGCCACUGCCCGCGCGUUCAGCCGUCGGAGCUGUGCAGCCGCAGCGUCCCCGGCGCCGCGCCCUCUCAGCCCAGCCAGCAGGAGGAGCCGCCGCCGACCUCGCAGCCUGGCCCUGCGCGCAAGCCGACGGUGGCGUCCACUCCACACAACUGGCGACCCCCCGGGCCCUGGGACCAGCUGCGCCUGCCGUCCUGGUUCGUGCCGCUGCACUACGAGCUGGAGCUGUGGCCUCGGCUGCGGCCGGACGAGCUCUCUUCGCCGUCGUUGCGCUUCACCGGCCGCGUGAACAUCACGGUGCGCUGCGUGGUGUCCACAAAGCGGCUGCUGCUGCACAGCCUCUUCCUGGACUGCGAGCGCGCCGAGGUGCGGGGUCCCCUGUCCCUAAGCACUGGGUACGCCACCGUGGGCCGCGUGCAUGUGGACGAAGUGUGGUUUGCUCUAGACACACAGUACAUGGUGCUGGAGCUCGGCGAGGCCCUGCAGCCCGGGAGCCGCUACGAGCUGCAGCUCAGCUUCUCCGGCCCUGCGUACCAGGACACAAGGGAGGGGCUCUUCCUCAACGUCUACACGGAUCAGGGCGAGCGCAGGGCCCUGUUCGCAUCUCAGAUGGAGCCCACAUUUGCCAGGAAAGUAUUCCCUUGUUUUGAUGAGCCAGCUCUGAAAGCAACCUUUAAUAUUACAAUUAUUCAUCAUCCAAGUUAUGUGGCCCUUUCUAACAUGCCAAGACUACGUCAAUCUGAAGAAGAAGAUGUGAAUGGAAGCAAAUGGACUGUUACUACCUUUUAUACCACACCCCCAAUGCCAACUUACUUAGUUGCAUUUGUUAUAUGUGACUAUGACUAUGUCAACAGAACUGAGAGGGGCAAGGAGAUACGCAUCUGGGCUCGGAAAGAUGCCAUCGCAAAUGGGAAUGCAGACUUUGCUUUGAACAUCACGGGUCUCAUCUUCUCUUUUAUGGAAGAUUUGUUUAACAUUAGCUACCCUCUUCCAAAAACAGAUAUAGUUGCCUUGCCUAUUUUUGACAACCGUGCAAUGGAAAAUUGGGGAUUAUUGAUGUUCGAUGAGUCGUUAUUGUUGCUGCAUCCAAAUGAUCAACUGACGGAAAAGAAGGCUGUGAUCUCCUACAUUGUCUCCCAUGAGAUUGGACAUCAGUGGUUUGGAAACUUGGUUACCAUGAAUUGGUGGAACAAUAUCUGGCUCAAUGAGGGUUUUGCAUCUUAUUUUGAGUUUGGAGUAAUUAACUACUUCAAUCCUAAACUCCCCAAAAAUGAAGUCUUUUUUUCUAACAUUUUACAUGGUAUCCUCAGAGAAGAUCAUGCCCUAGUGUCUAGAGCUGUAUCCAUGAAGGUGGAGAAUUUCACAGAAACGAGUGAAAUAAAUGAACUUUUUGACUUAUUUACUUACAACAAGGGAGCGUCCAUGGCACGGAUGCUUUCCAGCUUCCUGAAUGAGAAUUUAUUUAUUGGUGCACUCAAGUCAUAUUUGGAGACAUUUUCUUACUCAAAUGCUGAGCAAGAUGAUCUCUGGAGGCAUUUUCAAAUGGCCAUAGAUGACCAGAGUAAAAUUCUUUUGCCUGCAACAGUAAAAAGUAUAAUGGACAGUUGGACACAUAAGAGUGGCUUUCCAGUUAUUACCUUAAAUGUAUCCACUGGUGUUAUGAAACAGGAGCCAUUUUAUCUUGGAAAGGUUAAAAAUCAGACACUUCUUACCCACAAUGACACAUGGAUUGUCCCUAUCCUUUGGAUAAAAAAUGGAACUACACAAUCUGUAGUCUGGCUAGAUAAAAGCAGCAAAGUAUUUCCUGAAAUGCAAGUUUCAGAUUCUGACCAUGAUUGGGUGAUUUUAAAUUUGAAUAUGACUGGAUAUUAUAGAGUUAAUUAUGAUGAAUUAGGUUGGAAGAAAUUAAAUCAACAGCUUGAAAAAGAUCCUAAGGCUAUUCCUGUUAUUCACAGACUGCAGUUGAUUGAUGAUGCCUUUUCCUUGUCUAAAAACAAUUAUAUUGAGGUUGAAACAGCACUUGAUUUAACCAAGUACCUUGCUGAAGAAGAUGAAAUCGUAGUAUGGCAUGCAGUCUUGGCAAACCUGAUAACCAGUGAUCUUGUUUCUGAUGUAAACAACUAUGAUAUAUACCCGUUAUUAAAGAAAUAUCUAUUAAAGAGACUUAACUCGAUAUGGAAUAUUUACUCAACUAUCAUUCGCGAAAACACGGCAGCAUUGCAAGAUGACUAUUUAGCUCUAACAUCACUGGAAAAACUUUUUGGAACUGCGUGUUGGUUGGGCCUUGAAGACUGUCUACAGAUGUCAAGAGAAUUUUUCAGAAAAUGGAUGAACCAUCCAGAGAAUGAAAUACCUUAUCCAAUUAAAAAUGUGAUCUUGUGUUAUGGCAUUGCCUUGGGAAAUGAUAAAGAAUGGGACUUUUUGUUAAGUAUCUACACUAACAAAACAAAGGAAGAAGAAAGGAUUCAGCUUGCUUAUGCUAUGAGCUGCAGUAAAGACCCAUGGAUACUUAAGAGAUAUAUGGAAUAUGCCAUCACUACAUCUCCACUCAAUUUUAAUGAAACAAACAUAAUCGAAGUUGUGGCAGCAUCUGAAGUCGGCCGAUACAUCGCCAAGGACUUUUUAGUCAACAAUUGGCAAGCUGUGAGUGAAAGGUAUGGAACGCAAUCAUUGGCUACUUUAAUGUAUAUUAUAGGGAGAACCAUAGAUACAGAUUUGCAGAUCAUGGAGCUGCAGCAGUUUUUCAGCAACAUGUUGGAGGAGCACCAGAGGAUCACAGUUCAUGCCAAAUUACAGACAAUAAAGAACGAGAAUCUCAAAAACAAAAAGCGAAGUGCCAGGAUAGCUGAGUGGCUGCGGAAAAACACAUAGCUCCGUGGCCAUUUUCACCACGGCUCUUGCAUAUUAUAAUGUAGCUUGCUCACAGUUCUGUCAUUCAAUACUUUGUGACUCCGGAGGACCACACAUUUUGUUAAUUGUAUUUCAGUCACAUUUACUGCUCAAAGUCCUGUUUUUCCCAUAUUGUCACAUUGGGCACUGAGGCUUGGUGAUGGCAGAGGGUUUUGCCUACACCACUAUAUUUUGGGGAAGAUUUCACUUCAUCUUGGGCUAUACCCUCCCAAACACCCCCCCCCCACACACACACACCAAACCCAUUGCCAUCCAGCCGAUUUCAUCUCAUGGUGGAAUUGCCCCAUAGGGUUUCCAAGGCUGUAAUCUUUGCAGGAGCAGACCGCCACAUCUUUCUCCUGCAGAGCAGCUGGUGCGUUUGAACUGCUGACCUUUCUUUAACAGCCGAGUGCUUAACCACUACCACCAAGGCUCCUUAUCUUGGGCUAUAAACCCACUGAAUUUACUUAAAAUUUAUCUUGAAAACAAAUUUACAAAUAAGAAAGUCUUGCUCAUUCUGUUGUGAAAAUUAAAUCACUGGCAUUAAUGAAGAGCACAUUCUUUUUGGGGGGAGAGGGGGAUUUGUUUUUGGAUUUAGGGUUUAUUUCAGUCAAUGUUUAAAAGGGUCAUGAGACACUAACAUGACAACAUAAAGAAACAGAAACCAGAAAAUGAGUAUUCACUAAAAGGGAGGAAAGCCAAAGAAAAGUAAAUUGUAAGAACAAGCAGACAAUUUUAUCAGCCAUGCUAAGUGCCUCAAAGUCAAGAAAUGUGUCUUCUCCUGUUUCUCUCUCCCCACAGAACCACAGAACUGCACCACACUUUAUUGGCUACUAAACUUAAGGUGUCACAAAAAGACAAAUGAUUGUAGGCUCUAUGACGUGCUCUAAUGCUUGGGGGCCAAAACAGAGACAAGGGCUGUGCCAUGAAGCUUUUGAGUCCAAAGUCCUGUGGGUUCAAAGUGAGUUUUUCAGCCAAAAUUUGUAAGUAAAAAUAAUGAUGCUAAAAGACAGUAGCAAUUAUGGCCCAAUUUUCAGGGCAAAGGGAAAUCUCCAAAUGAAGGGAAAAUACAACUAAAAAGCUAACCAGGGCAGAAUCCUUAUAGCUUUGCACUCAGAUUUGAGUUUGAAAUGUGGUUUCACUUGGCAAAACUGAACCUGCUUAUAAUUUGAACCAGCUUACUUCAAGCAUUUUCAUCAGUCACAAGAUAUGGAAUUACUUUAGUCUUGUUACACCCUAUCAAAACUGGACAACUGAGGUACAUCAUUCCUACUCUAGACAUUUUGUGCAUGAUUUAAUCCUUUUUUUUUUUUUUUUUUAAUAGAAUGGGGGUAAAACUACAGCUCUCCUAUCUACCUCAGAGUGAUACUGUAAAAAUUAAGGAAAAUGUUGUCAAUUAAAAGCCUUUAAAGAUGUUAUAAAAACUCAAGGCAAUGUUAUCUAAGGUUUUCCCCCCCUACUUCUUUUAUAAGUUAAGACAGCCACAAAUUAAAUGGAACACACACUGAGAAGAGCUGGCUUCACAAAAGGAUUUUCUCAAAUGUGAGGCUAUGAGACUUGGCCAUGCGGACAAACCAGUCUACUGAGACUUGACCUCAGGUCAUAGAUCAGAGAUUUUUUUUCUUUAAAUUAAGGAAUUCAAAUGUUAAGCAAUAAAAUAUCUUCAUGUUUUAAAAUUACUGCUAUGUAUAUUUUCUGUGUUCUUAAACAUUUUUCUAUAUUUCACUAUUUCUUCUGAUAACUAAUCUCAUCUUCUGAUAACCUUGUCAACAAAAAAAGUCCUCUCAGUGGCUUCUCUCUUCUUUCCCUUCCCUCUCCCACUGACCUCUCUUCCUUUUCCAUUCUCUCUCUCUCUGGCUGCCUUCUCUUCCUUUACCCUUUGUAGUAACCUCUACCUUCCUUCUGCCUGGUUGUCUUUGUUCUCUCUCUCCUUGGUCU